Molecule: messenger RNA, 1092 nt
Organism: Rhinocladiella mackenziei CBS 650.93
Lineage: Eukaryota; Fungi; Ascomycota; Eurotiomycetes; Chaetothyriales; Herpotrichiellaceae
Exons: 5
Coding region: 1-1092 (363 amino acids)
Biological process (GO): spliceosomal snRNP assembly
Cellular component (GO): SMN complex
Molecular function (GO): protein binding; RNA binding
Source: RefSeq, a predicted model, not a curated record
AUGUCGGGAGGUAGGCUGAAAUUCUCGCCUCCACCCUUGAUCGGGCCACAAUAUAGCAACAAUGUAUUGACUGUCGUCCUAGAACCCCCCCGGAUUGUCCCUUUAACCUGUCAUGGCCACUCGAGGCCCAUCACUCAUUUGAGCUUCUCGUCGAUCGUGGAUGACGACCAAUAUUAUCUCAUCUCCGCCUGCAAAGACAACAAUCCGAUGCUAAGAGAUGGCAUGACCGGAGACUGGAUAGGAACUUUCAUCGGACACAAGGGCGCCGUAUGGUCAUCGAGACUGUCUUCCGAUGCCAAAAUUGCCGCCACUGGCUCCGCCGAUUUCACAGCGAGAAUCUGGGAUCCACGGACUGGAGAAUGCUUGCACAUCCUCACUCACAACCACAUCGUUCGCGCUGUUUCCUUUCCGAUUCAGGAAAACCCCCUGUGUGUAGCCACCGGCGGACAGGACAAGAAGCUCAAGAUAUUCGAUCUCAGUCGCGGUGGCAGUGCGGCUUCUCCCGAACAAGCAAAUGGCACAUCUCCCAUCACUCCCACCACCACGUCGGAAGGGCACGAAAUCGGAGCGGGAGAACAUGGCGGAAGUAUCAAGUCCAUUGUAUGGAACGUCGAUUACAAUAUUUUGACCACGGCCAGCGACGACAAGACCAUUCGGUGGUGGGAUUUGCGGACCCAACACGCCAUUGCCAGCGUCAAGACCGACCGAGACAUCACGUCGUGCGAGCUCUCGACUAAUAGAGCUGAGGACAGUGAUCCGGGAAUCCUCAGUGUGGCUGCUGGACAUUCCUGUUUCUUUUUCGAUGCAGGGAGACCGGGAGAAGUGAUCAAGCAGGUCAAUUUUGACCAUGACGUCGCCAGUGUGGCCAUCAACCCCAGCAGUGGACGUUUCGUGACGGGCGGGGGGGUUGACACAUGGGUUCGAGUGUGGGAUUUUGCUCACGAAAAGGAACUCGAGGUUCUCAAAGGUCAUCAUGGCCCCAUUUGGUCCAUCGCAUUUUCCCCGGACGGCAAAAUCUAUGCCACCGGGAGUGAAGAUGGAACCAUCAAGUUAUGGAAAUCUUGCAAGGAGCCCUAUGGCCUCUGGCGCUGA